Messenger RNA from Cryptococcus amylolentus CBS 6039, 873 nucleotides. RefSeq lists its product as hypothetical. The transcript has 2 exons. NCBI's taxonomy places the organism in Eukaryota, Fungi, Basidiomycota, Tremellomycetes, Tremellales, Cryptococcaceae. The record is from RefSeq and is a predicted model, not a curated record. The coding region runs from base 1 to 873 and encodes 290 amino acids.
AUGUACACCCUCUGGACCGAAGUCUACACCCAGCAAACCAAGACAUUCAUCCGCAAUUUCGCCAAAUGGAUGAUUAGCAUCGAAAAGGUCCAUUUCGACAAGAUGGGUUCUCUUACCCUGACAGAGAACGGCGACGUCACUGUCGGUCCUUUCAUCGAACGCCGAACGACCAUCGACGUCGCGCCCUACUUUCUCGGUCCGUUCAAUACUGCCAAAGAGGGCUACCUCGCCAUUAUCGAUGUCCGCCUGGAGCAGACUUUGAAUCGCGCGCGAUACAAGCCGAGUCGGGAGCUGCUGCACUAUUUGGUGUUGCUGGAGGUGCGCCAUCUGGUGCAAAAUUGUUGUCCAGAGCUGGACGUGGGACCGUGGUAUAUCCGGCAUAACGAUGAUGAUACCAAUUUCGUGAGGGUCACUUCGGAGGGGUCUAUCACUGGAGUCAUCGAUUGGAAGUGGGCAACUCUCACGAGCAAAGGCGCCGCCUUUGCCGCCCCCUUCUGCUUCCCCGACGACAAGUACUCGGAAGGCGUCAACGCUCUCGGCGUGCGCGAACUCGCCCUCAUCGAAGCCUACCGCGAACUCGACCGAAACGACCUCGCCGAGCUCGUCCGCACCGGCCGCAAAUUCCACCGUCUUUUCAACGUCCUCUUCCACGAAUGCGUCACCCUCACCACGCUCAAUGCGCUGAGAAGGGCCUUUUUGGGUAUGCCGGAUGGCAAGCAGGGGUUGCCGCAGACGUUGAAGGAGUGGAUCCAGGUGGCAAAGCAGAAUUAUGCGGAUGAUGAGAAUCUGCCGGUGAUGCUCAAGAGGAGCGACGACUUUGUGAAGAAUAGUAAACAGGCGGGGACGUAUAGCGAGCACUGGGGGCUUAGGUAA